This is a messenger RNA of Haemonchus placei, 579 nucleotides long. The record is from the annotation of a GenBank genome assembly. NCBI's taxonomy places the organism in Eukaryota, Metazoa, Nematoda, Chromadorea, Rhabditida, Trichostrongylidae.
AUGGCAGCCAAUCAUGCCCAUAUUCAUCCGCCGCCGCCGCAGCAAAAUGAAGGAUACGUUAAAAUCGCCUCGUUAGUACCACAAAUGAAUUCUAUCAACACGUUUGGAAUUGUUCUGGAAAAUCAUCCUGCCCGUCGAUUAGCCAACGGUAAUUUGGUGUUGAGCAUGCGAAUCGCCGACCCAUCAGGAUCUAUAAUCUUCACCAUAAUGAACGCUGAAGCUCAAGACUUGUUCGAACCAGGUGACAUACUCAAAAUCAAAAAUGGCUUCACAAACGUGCAUCGGGGAAUGUUGAAUUUAUCAUGCGGCCGUCAAGGAGAGUUCAUGAAAUCAGGUGAUUUCAUGAUGGCAUAUUCUGAACUACCGAACAUGAGCGAGUUUAACAGCGAGUAUGCAGCUAUGGAGAGAGCAAGAAAACCAUCGCCACCACCUGAAGGCGAGGUGAGACACUUCCUUUAUUACCGGCUUUGUUAUGCGUCCAAACGCGUAGUGAAGUCCUAUCAAGCAACAUACAAUGGUCUGUUUUACCUCGGAUGUGGUUGUAAGGGACUUAGAGAUAGGCCUUACGAUCUUGUUUGA